AUGUGCGGGCUGCAACAGGUCGGCGUCAUCUGGACCGACCUCCUCGAUGCCGGCAACGGGGACGGCUCAGUCGUCUGCAAACGCCACGCCGACUCGUUCUUCCUAGCCGCCCAAGAGAUUUGCUUCUCAUCGAGACUGCAGGCCCAACAUCCCAAGCCUUCCAAGUGGAGCGACACUGGCCGGUUCGGCUCCAACUUUGUUACGUGCGUCAUCAGCGGCAACGAGUCUGGCGAGAUUGCCAUUUCGGCUUACCAGGUGUCCAACGACGCGGUGGAAAUGGUUCGGGCAGAUCUCAUCGAGCCCUCUGCGGAUCCAACACAGAUGCUCGUCCGUGACGAGGAGGAGGACGAUGGGACUGCGAGCCGCACUCGCUACGUGCCGGAAGUCUUCUACCGAAGAAUCAACGAGUACGGCGCCAACGUGCAGGAAAACGCAAAGCCCGCGUUCCCGGCAGAGUAUCUGUUCGUCACACUAACCCACGGCUUCCCUGCGGACCCCAAGCCUACUUUCAUCCAGCCUGGUUUCCCGAUUGAGAACCGUGAAUACAUUGGCGAAAGCCAAGAGCACUCUGCUGUCACCAAGAUUCUCAAGUUCAAUGGCGGCCAAAAGUCCAAGGACGAUGGCCUUGAGAUGUCCAACUUUCAUCUCCUGUGCUUCGUCCACCAAAUGGGCAUCUUAUCCAAGGAUGAGGAGGCGCUCCUCUGUCGCGUGGCCGCUCAGCAUGACCUCGCUGAUUCAUACCAGCUACGCUCCACUGAAGGUUGGCAGACGCUCCAGGCGAUCCUGUCAUCGGCAGGUGAGACAACCCCCCACCAUGACACCAAACCCAAGAAGCGCUCGAGGGAGCCUGAGGGACACCCAUAUGCCCCUCCCACAAGAUCUGGCCCCGUUGGAGUCAACGGCGCCGGCGCCGCGGACAGCGACACGCCUCCCCAUUCAGCACGCAUCCCCAGCGAGCCCGGAGAACCGCUUGCUAAACGAUUUGCUGCCUUCAGGCUAAACGAGCGCCAACGGUCUCAAGGAUCGUGA
This is a messenger RNA of Verticillium alfalfae VaMs.102, 1029 nucleotides long. RefSeq names its product NPL4. The record is from RefSeq and is a predicted model, not a curated record. NCBI's taxonomy places the organism in Eukaryota, Fungi, Ascomycota, Sordariomycetes, Glomerellales, Plectosphaerellaceae. Gene Ontology annotation, biological process: ubiquitin-dependent protein catabolic process. The transcript is spliced from 2 exons. Gene Ontology annotation, cellular component: nucleus. Gene Ontology annotation, molecular function: ubiquitin protein ligase binding; ubiquitin binding. The coding region runs from base 1 to 1029 and encodes 342 amino acids.